GUUCCGUUUCCGGGGGCAGUAUUUAUGGUCACACUGGGAAAAAUGGAAAUUAGCAACGUUUAUCGUUUCACUUACACAAUUACUGUACUUUUCGACUGAAUGUUGGUUGCAUCUACUAGUAGGCUGACUACCUGAAUGGCAGAGCGCACAAAAGUUCCUGAUGAAGGCGUGUAGGUAAUACUUUGACAGCCCUGGAAGACAACAUGUCUGAAGAGGCAAUUUCAGAAAGUGACCUGGAGGCCAGCAUUGACAGCGAAGAGGAGUGUAUGGAAAAUGAGGAAGAGGAGGAGGAGGAGGAGGAUGAAGACCUGGAGGAAGACGAGGAGGAAAAUGAUGGAGACGACGAAGAUGACGGACUUGAGCGACCUGCAAGUGCCCAGAGUCGAGCCGAUGGGGACGGCAGGGACUCCAACUCAACUACCUCUGGAGAGCCUUCCUCAGAGCCUCCUUCCCGGCCGUCCUCCAGACCCGCCUCUCGAUCUCAGCCUCCGACCGGCGCGGGGAACUCGAGUGAGAGCAAAGCCGCGUCUAGAAAAACAAAGAAGGACAAAGCUUCUAAAUUAACAAAAUCACUCAAAUCUUCAAAAAGCUCCAAAACUCCAAAACCAGCCAAGCCAGCUCACCUGAGGAAGAACAUCAGAAAGAUGCUGCAAGAGGACCAGCUGGAGGCUGGAACCAAAGCAGCUCAGCAGGAGGAGAUGGAGAGGCGGAAACGACUGGAGCAGCAGAGGAAGGACUUCCCUAUGCAGGCCCCGUCUCUCGCGGACGCUCAACUAGUGGAGACUGCAGCUUUAUUAGCAGAAGUAUCUCAGUUGGUUCCUGCUCUCCAGGGGAAACAGGAUGUGAUCUGUCUGGAUAGUAGCGGUGAGGAAGAUGAGAAGGCGGAUAUAAAUUUGCCCGCCCUCGCCAUUGGAGACGAUAUAAUUGAGCUCAGUUCGGGGGACGAAGACACCCUGCAGAUAAGCAGCGAGUCGGCUGACGAGGAAGCCGAUGCCGCCCACGGCUCGGAGGAGAGCAGCGGCGCUCACAUAAACGACACGCUCAACUUGCCUGACGCCCAGGGUCGAGUGCUGGUGAACAUCAACCACCCUCCGGAGGAGAAAGACGUUUACCUCGCCCCGCAGCUAGCCCGAGCUGUUAAACCUCACCAAAUUGGGGGAAUCCGGUUUCUCUAUGAUAACCUGAUCGAGUCUUUGGACCGGUACAAGACCAGCAGUGGCUUCGGCUGCAUCCUCGCUCACAGCAUGGGUUUGGGCAAAACGCUGCAGGUCAUUUCGUUCAUCGACAUCCUUCUGAAGAACACGGAGGCCCACACUGUUCUGGCUAUCGUCCCUGUGAACACGCUCCAGAACUGGCUGACAGAGUUUAACCUCUGGCUCCCACCCCAGGAGGCACUUCCUCCUGACACCGACCCAACGUUCGUCACUGGCCGCAUGUUCAAAGUUCACAUUCUCAACGAUGAGCACAAAACCACGGUGGCCAGGGCCAAGGUUGUGGAGGAGUGGUCCAGAGACGGAGGUGUGUUGUUGAUGGGCUAUGAGAUGUACCGCCUGCUGUCCAUGAAGAAGAGCUUUGUGAUGGGGAAGAAGAGGAAAACAAAAAAACCAGCUGGGCCAGUUAUUAUUGACCUGGACGAAGAGGACAGGCAACAAGAGCUUAUGAAAGGGAUCGAAAAGUCGAUAUCACGGCCCGGUCCCGACGUGGUGAUCUGCGACGAGGGCCACCGCAUUAAGAACUACCAUGCCAGCACGUCGCAGGCCUUGAAGAACAUCCGCUCCAGGCGCAGGGUGGUUCUGACGGGCUACCCACUGCAGAACAACCUCACAGAGUACUGGUGCAUGGUGGACUUCGUCAGGCCCGACUUUCUGGGCACGCGCCAGGAGUUCAGCAACAUGUUCGAGCGUCCCAUCUUGAACGGUCAGUGCGUGGACAGCACACCCCAAGACGUCCGCUUGAUGCGUUACCGCAGUCACGUGCUGCACAGCUUGUUGGAGGGCUUCGUGCAGAGGCGAGGCCAUGACGUGCUGAGACACCACCUCCCGAAUAAGGAGGAGUUUGUGAUCUUGGUGCGGCUCUCUCCUAUUCAGAAGGCGCUGUACACCGAGUUCAUGAAGCGCUUCCGAGAGGCAGGGAACAGCGGCUGGCUUGGCCUUAACCCACUUAAAGCUUUUUGCGUCUGCUGCAAGAUCUGGAAUCACCCUGACGUCCUCUUCGAAGCCCUGGAGAAGGAGAACCAGGCCAAUGAGCAGGACCUGGACCUGGAUGACAUCACCUCGGCCAGCAACCCGCGCUGCCCUGCUCCCGGCGCCGGCCUGAAGACCAAAGUGGCCGACUCAAGCAAAGGCAACAAUAGCCUGCCGCCGCUCAAUCCGUCUCAAGAUAGAGCCAAUCAAGUCAUCACAUAUGAAUGGGCAAAGGACAUCAUGUCAAACUACCGGACAGGAGUUUUAGAAAGCUCAGCUAAGAUUGUUCUGCUCUUCCACUUGAUUGAAGAAAGUGUCAGAAGAAGAGACAAGAUUUUGGUCUUCAGCCAAAGUUUAAGCACUCUGACAGUCAUCGAGGAUUUUCUUUCAAAGAGACCCAUGCCCCCCGGCAUCGCCCCCAGCGACAGCCAAAACCAAAACUGGGUUCGCAACCUCAACUACUACAGACUGGACGGGAGUACAUCUGCAUCAGAGAGAGAACGUCUCAUCAAUCAGUUUAACGACCCAGAGAACAAAGCAGCGUGGCUGUUCCUGCUUUCGACACGAGCGGGCUGCUUGGGGGUGAAUCUGAUCGGGGCCAGCCGUGUCGUCGUCUUUGACGCGUCGUGGAACCCGUGUCACGACGCCCAGGCGGUGUGUCGCGUGUACCGCUACGGUCAGAGGAAGCCUUGCUACAUCUACCGCCUGGUCUGUGACUUCACCCUGGAGAAGAAGAUAUAUGACAGGCAGGUCUCCAAACAGGGCAUGUCGGACCGGGUGGUUGACGACUUGAACCCAGUGCUGAACUUCACCCGUAAGGAAGUUGAGUCGCUGCUGCACUUUGUAGAAGAGGAGCCUGAGGCUGAGAGGAUCUCACUGGAAUCGCAGAGAGAGUUGGAGUCGGUGAUAUAUCAAGCUUGUGAGCUUUACCCGAACCUCAUCACCAAGCCACCUUUCCACCAUGAGUCGCUGCUCAUGGACCGCAAGGAGUCAAAACUGACCAAAGCAGAGAAGAGAGCUGCAAAAAAGAGCUACGAGGACGAGAAGCGAGCCUCUGUACCGUACUCCCGCCCGUCAUACGCGCCCUACUACCCAACAAGUGAACACUCGCUGGCGAGCAUCGCAGCGUUUAACCAACGCGGCUGGCGCCACAUAACGCGGCCGGACGACAAGCCAGUCGCGAGUGUCAGGCCCAUCCAGUCGACCCCGAUCCCGAUGAUGCCUCGGCAGGUCGGCAUGGGAAUGGCCGGCUCCAGCUCUGCCGGCAGCCUUCCUCUCAACUUCCUGCAGAAAGCAGGAGUUUAUGUGCAAAGGAUUGUCACCACAACAGACAUCGUAAUCCCAGGAGCAAACAGCUCCACAGACGUUCAGGCUCACAUCAGCGCAGGAGAGAGCAUCCACGUCAUUAGAGGAUCGAAAGGUACUUACAUCAGGACGAAUGAUGGAAGGAUUUUUGCUAUUCGAUCUGGAAAGAUCAGCCGACCGGCAGCUGGAGCGUCUGCUCCAUCUAGAGCAGACACCCAAGUCUCCCUGAUCCACCCAGUGAGCAACGGCUGCUCGUCUCCGGCCGACCAGCCGCGGCGCUCCCCUGCCGCCGACCAGCGGCCCCCGUCUCCUCUGAGCUCGGACUUCUUCCAAGAGCUCAGCCAUUACGCGUCGUCCACAGGCAGCGCCACUGCCGGCAGGGCGAAUGAAUCGUCGUCGCUUCUGGAUUUGCCGUCCGCGACGGCGGGGGACGAGGGUGGCUCUCUGACCGGCGAUCAGAGCCGACAGCUCGGCAACGAACUGCUGAGCUCAGCCGUGGAGGCGCAGCGCGCCAGCAAGCGGAAACGUGACGGCGGCCAGGACAUCUCACAGACGGGAGGAAAGCACACCUCGGUCACGGCUCAUUUCCCCGGAUUGUCGGUGAACUCCGGUGGGCUCAGUUUCCCACCGGUGGGUCUGAACCUGGGGAACCUGGGGAACCUGGGUCAUGUGAGUCAGCCGCUUCUAAUGCCUGGAGGAGGAUCUUCAUUCCUCCAAUCCCCGGGACAAACGCUGGCCGACCUGCAGUCCAUGUUCCCCUCGGUGAGCUCGGACCUCCUGAGGCAGCCGGCCGCGGGGAACGGACACCUCCCUCCCUCGUCCUCGGCUUUCUCUUCCGCCUCCUCCACCAUUCCCAUGUCGUCUACGGCAACCUCCUCUUCCCUCCCGUCUGGCACUUUGCCUCCGUACUUGAUGAACCCCAACAUGGCCGGCCUGCUUUCUUCAGGUUUCCCUCUCAGUUACAGUCAGCCACUGCUCUCCUCACCAAGAAUGUUCCCCGGCCCUUUGCUCUCGGGGUCGGGGGGCUUCUCCAUGCCCAACUCCAACUCUGCGACGCCCAGUUUCCUCUCUCAUUUUACCAACCCCACCUCCAGCCUCCUGGGCGCCGCGCUGACGCAGCCGGACAGACACCCGAGCGCGGUGAACGGCGGGGACAGCUCUGAUGAUGACGUCAUAGAGGUGACGGGACAGUAGGGCUUCAGAAAGUCCCACUGCAGGUUUUUUUUUUGUUUGUUUGUUUUUAAACCGUUUUACAGUCAGAAAAUAAUCAAAAUACAUUAGAAAUGGGAAUUAUUAUACAAAAACGAUAAAACUUGAAGGCAAAAGGCCUGGAAUAAUUCUGUGAUAAUUACAUCCAUCAUGGUUUGAAAGUGUAUUCAGAAUCCAAAUGUGACCAAGAAGAGGAAAUGGGAAACUCAGCUCUGAGUUUACAUCUAAAGUGGGUUAAAUGUGAAUAAGUUAUUCCUCAGACAUAAAGUUGGCCACUGCUUAGUUCUUUGAAAUAAGCAGGUCACACGGGUUCUGUUUUACUCGGUGCCUUGCAGAAGUUUCCGUAUCCCUUACGGCCUUCCACAUUUUGUCAUGUACCAGUCACACACCUCAGUGUAUUUCAUUGCGAUUCUAUGAGAUGGACACAACUGUGUGCAUAAUUGUGAAGUCGAAGGAAACUAAAACGUGAAUUUGUUUUCACAAAUAAAAACCUUUUGAAGUGUGGUAUGCAUUUCUGUCCAGCUCCCUCAGAGUUAAUACUUAGUAUUUCCACCUUUAUGUGCAAUUACAGCUGCAGUUUCUUUGACAGAUUGUCAUAGCAAAUACAUGAGUUUUUGCCCAUUUUUCCAUCUUUCAAAAUAGCUCAAGUUUCAUCAGAAAAUAGCUCAAGUUUCAUCAGAAUGGAUGGACAGUGAACUUUCCCAAUUGGAUUCAUGUCUGGACUUUGACUAGGCCCAGACCUCUGAUUUGAUUUAAACCAUUCCAUUAUAACUUUUUGGUUCAAAUCAGCUUCCUUGUCUUUUGAUUCAAAACCGUCCCCUCAGCAUGACGCUGCCACUGUCAUGUUUCACUUUGAACAUAGUUUGUUUAGGGUGUUUUCUGCCUUAACUAACAUUUUGUGAUGUCGUCUGAUCAGAGCACCUGUGGCGCCUUCAGGUCUUUUUAUGGUUUUCUUUCUGCCUGUUCUUGCCAGCCUUUCAUUGGAGUGGAGUCUUGUCAACAGAUUACCCUAACUGAGUAGUGGCUGUCUCCAGCUCCUCCAGAGUUACGAGUCCCUCUUUUUGCUAAAAAUGUUGACAUCUUUAGCUGUCAUCUCACAACCCCGAUUUAAAGGUCACACCUUUUCCCUCCGCCCUGUCUGCUGUGUUUUUUACUAAUCAUAAGCUGAAUUUACAGUCUGUUUAAAUUAGACGCUGUAUUUACCAAUUAGGUUUCUUCUGAAGACAUUUAGCUGUUCUGGAUUUUAUUUAACGGUGUCAGAAAGAAAGGGAGCUGCCACACUUUUCAGAUUUUCAUUAGGACAACAUUUAAACCUGCAUUAUUUUCCUUCCACUUCCCGAUAAUUCACCACAUCAUGCUGGUGCGAAACACAGAAUCCCAACAAAACGCGUCAAACGCGUGGUUGUUAUGUGACGAAAUGUGAAGUGGUUCACGAGGGAUGAGUAAUUCCCAUUUCUAAUGCUCUUCAUCGGUCAAACACACACUGAUCGUUGUCUCGAAAUACGAGAAUCGGACUGUAAAAUCCUACAAAGUGCAACAAAAUCCUUAUGCUGAAUGCCUGCGUCCUGUUCAGCGGGAGCGUCGGGAACAGAUCCGUCAAACGAGGACCAGUCGAAUCUUAUCUGGCGUUGGCUCCCACAGCCUCUGCUACAUUUUUACACAAAGUGUCGGCGUUCAGCUUUUUGUUCCUAACAUUUUAAACAUGUGACGAAAGCUGCUUCCUGUUGGUUUUUCUCACGAUGAAUUGUUAUGUAACAGUUGAGUGUGGACAGGCUGAACACUCUGCUGCUGAACACUAGUGUUCUCCAUUUCCUCUGUAGAUAAAGGGAUCUUAGCGCUUGUCACAAAGUACACAAUCCAGUGUGUAUACACUAUAACGGUUACCUUGAAAAUCAGAAAUUUUAGGCAUAUUUUAGUCUUUAGCAGUUUGAUAGACAUUGUAGCAACCCCCUGUUUAAAAGAUACUUGUGACGCUGUCAUUGGACAUGUGGAUACUUUGUAAAUAAUAUCAUUGUUUAUAUUGCAAGUCGAUACCGUGCAGUGUGUGUAGAUUUCAGUCGUAGAGCGAUUGUUUAUCACAGCAGUGACCAUAAUGACAAACUCACCCCGGCUUUGAUAAGCGAGGAUAAAAAUGAAAUAUUUAGGAUUUUCUUUGUUUCCCUCCAAACUGAAAACGAAUGUACUUUCAUGUCAACAACACAGGGACUGGGACAUGGAUUUGUACUGUGUAAACUCUUUCUUUGUUAUUUUAAUUAAAUUUUUUUUCUUCCCCUUAUCAGCCCAAAACGGUAUUGAGUUUUGAAAUUCAUAGUUAGCUAAUUGCUUUUAUGUAUCAGACAGCUGGCGUUGUGAGGACAAGCAGCGAAUUUGAAAGCCAAAUGAAGCUCAAACCAAGGAGUAACGUUACUAACUCGUUCACCUUUACCUUUUAGUUGUGGAUUAUGCAUGAGUCGCCCAGUAAUUUGUUUUCAGUACUGGUCAGAAGUUCACCUGCACUCCUCAUCGACAUACAUACUUCAGACUUUUGUUGUUUUUGUUUGUUUACUUGAACUGUUUUUUUAGUGAGCGCUAAUAAUGAAAUUAUGAACUCUUAACAGGUUUAUUGCUGGUUUUCUCUGAAUAUCCAGUAGGAGGUUUCACCUUGACCUCAUGCUUUUUGCAGCCAUAAGCGAGCUUCAGUCAUAUCUCUGUCUGGAUAUUUGACCACACUUCUUUUCAAAAGUUGUAAAAGUUAAAUUAUUUGGCUACCAUAUGGGUCAUCCCUGAUAUUUAAUGUUGGCCCUCUUCAUUUAUUCCAAAACCAGUUUUGAUUUGUGCUUGCAAUCCUUAUCCUGCUGUAAAACGUGAAGGUUUUAGCUUUUCAUUUCAGGUGGUGUUUCAAAAAAAUGUACUUGCAGCAAAGCAUCCAAACAGCAUGAAGCUGCCGCCACCAGUUUAUGGUGUUCUUUGUUUGGAAAAGACUCGUCUCUACUCCUCUAGGUAAACCUCUUCUCAUCAACGGUUGGCGGUUUUAAACAGGGUACAGUGUUGACGGUAACACUGAUGUUCCAGCAACUUUCAGUUCAUGACAGACCUGAGCUCUGGUGGUUCCGCUGUUGUUGUUUUUUUCAGCAUCUGGACCAAUUUUACUUCAUCUGAUUUAAAAUGAUUUUACUCUUCUUGGAAAUGUGGUCAAACAUCCAUUUUUAAGUUUGUUGAUGGUUACAAAAAAAAGUGUGCGGUUUCUCUGGGCGUAUGCAUAAUUUUGACCUUGUGUGGAUUUGUGAUAAUAUAUAUAUAUAAAUAUACAUAUAUAAUGAAAUCAUUAGAGGUAUCCAUCAUCAGUCUGACCAAUCCACAAGCAGCUUCAGAUCAUUAUUAUUAAAGCCUAUUCACUUCAUACCCCAGAGUUCUGACCAGUUCUAGUCAUUUAACCUAAACCCCGACAUUGCAAACCGAGGAUUUUAUUUACAAGUCUGUUAGAACAAACAUCACCUUAUCUUAGAGGGAGCAUUGAAUCUGCACAGCUCGAGUGAACGAAACAUUCAGUGUCGCCGCCCUCAUUUGAACCCGACGACUUUUUUUUUAAUAUAUAUAUAUAUAUAUAUAUAUAUAUGAGUGAAACUGCCGGUGAGUGGCCGAGGCAGGUGAGUUGAUGCGGUGGCCUUACAAACUGACAGUGCCGUUAUGUGAUGAUCGCCGUUAGAUGCAGUGUGCGUAGCUUCUGUCAGGAGUGUCCCUAGGUGUUGGUUGCUUUAUGGCUGUUUUGGUCCCGUUUUCUGUAUCCGUCUGUUUCUGUGUCGCCUUCGAGGCGUUUAGAUGUAGGAAACGUCACUUUCCUCUGCUGGUAAACUAGGCUAGACGCAGUGAUUAUUGGCCUUUAGGAAACACUGGAUAAGCUGAGACAACAGAUCAUUCCCCGUUGGAGUUGCGUUUUUCAGUUUUCAAGUACGGGACCCCGCGUCCCUGCAUUUUGAGUACUGUUUGAUUUAUGUCGGCUGCUGGCUCCUCUUGUCUCCUCCCGGCUGCUUUAUUUCAGUUUUGUCGGAAAGAUUGUGGAUUUUUUUUCUUUUCUUUUCUGCGUGUCAAGAGAACCUGUGAUUUCUGAUUUAAAAAGUGGAGCUAGCACUUUGCAUAAGGAACAUUUCUUCAUAUUAACUGUGCGAGGUACAUUAUACUAACCCCUCUCUUUUCUUUCUAUAGUUUAUAGAAUAUUUUAUUACAGAAUAGUUUUUUUUUCAUGACGUCUAAUUCAGAUUAAUCCACUUGACGGUCGAGUCCUGCAUUUUGAUGUCUGAAAUGUUCUUAUUUAUAAUGUAAAAUAUGGUUUUUGUAACUGCAUUUUUUGUUACAUUUUGUUCACGUUGCCCCAUUAAUGGCUGAUUCAGUAAAAAUUUCAUACAUGCAGCCUAAAUCAAAUAAAAACUAUGUGAUAUCAAUGUUAUUUCAAAAAUAAAAUAAUCUUCUAAUACA
This is a messenger RNA of Poecilia reticulata (guppy), 9149 nucleotides long. RefSeq names its product RAD54 like 2 (gene rad54l2). The record is from RefSeq and is a predicted model, not a curated record. Lineage: Eukaryota; Metazoa; Chordata; Actinopteri; Cyprinodontiformes; Poeciliidae. Gene Ontology annotation, cellular component: nucleus. Gene Ontology annotation, molecular function: ATP hydrolysis activity; ATP binding.